CUCUAUAUGACUAUCACCUCCCUCAACACCCAGUAUAAGUCCCUUAAUAGGCUCACAAAAAGGAUAAGAUUCUACGUUUCAAAUAAUUUCUGUACUACAGUGAGAUGUCUAAAGCUAAGAAUAGAGAAGAGAGGAAUACUAGCUUGAUGGUGCUUAAGCUUUUCAUUGAAAAGCUACAGAAGGGUAUUUCAAUGCAAUCAAGGUGGCCAUAUCUCACUGAUGUUAGAUUUGAUGAAGAAACUGAAGUAGCAACAAUGGUGCCAGAGGAUGUAAAAGAGGGGCAAUUUGUGGUCUUUGCAGUCAAGGGUGAGGAACCAAAAAGGUUUGUCAUUGAAUUGGGCUACCUCACUAAUCCUGCAUUCUUGGGUUUACUGGAGCAGGCUAAAGAGGAAUAUGGAUUCAGACAGAAGGGCGCCCUUGCAAUCCCAUGUCGACCAGAGGACCUACAGAAGGUACUGCAAGACAGGAGGGAGAAUAUUGCUAAUGCUAGACACCAGGCUACCUGUGAUGACAACAUCAUAGCUAGGAUAAUGAACUGAUGUUUAUUGUAAUAUUUUAGAGUAACUUCUCCAAGUUGAUUAAUCUUGCUUGCUUGAGCAGAGAUGUGCGCACAGCUUCUCUAA
This is a messenger RNA of Cornus florida, 623 nucleotides long. RefSeq names its product auxin-responsive protein SAUR32-like. Gene Ontology annotation, biological process: response to auxin. NCBI's taxonomy places the organism in Eukaryota, Viridiplantae, Streptophyta, Magnoliopsida, Cornales, Cornaceae. The record is from RefSeq and is a predicted model, not a curated record. Bases 105 to 539 code for a protein of 144 amino acids. The transcript has a single exon.